AUGGUCGCCCGGGGCGCGGCAUCCAUCAUACCCGCCGACGACGUGGGAACCGGCUUGCCCAACCUGCCGCGAUUACCGAUAACGUGGGCAAAUAAACAAGCGCGGGAGCCGGCGGGCGCCGCGGGGCAGCACGGGGCGGCGGCUGGCGCGGAGCAGGUGGCGCCCCGGGGGCAGCACCUGGUAGAUCCGCCCCUGCCGCCGGCUGUGGGCCACGCGGCAGGACUGUCGAGCUCCAGCCUGCCUGCCGCCUCGGGACGUGACACGAACGAGCUGAUGAAAUAUGAUUGCGAGUGCGUGCGCCGCGCGCUCCGCAUGCUAAUGCGGCGGGAGCGCGGCGGGGGCGGUGCGGGCGGCAGGGGCGGGGGCGGUGCGGGCGGCAGGAGCGGGGGGCGGCGAUGA
Molecule: messenger RNA, 399 nt
Organism: Aricia agestis (brown argus)
Lineage: Eukaryota; Metazoa; Arthropoda; Insecta; Lepidoptera; Lycaenidae
Exons: 3
Coding region: 1-399 (132 amino acids)
Source: RefSeq, a predicted model, not a curated record